AUGUCCACUGAUGAGGAAGUCGACCCGUACGAACUUAUUGGCAUCAAGCUAGAGGCUACGGACCAAGAAAUCAAAACAGCAUAUCGUCAAAAGUCAUUGAAAGUACAUCCAGAUCGUAAUCCCAACAAUCCCGAUGCAGCACGGAAGUUUCACGAAUUGAAUCAGGCGUAUGAACUUCUGCUCGAUCCCCUGCGACGGCUGGCGCUGGAUGCGAAGUUGCGACUCAAGCUAGCACGGAAGGAGCGUUUCAAGGCGUAUGACUCCAAGCGAAAGAAUCUCGUCGAGGAGUUGGAGGAGCGAGAGCGUGCGUUCAAGAAGGCAAGAGUAGAAAAGCAACAGGAAGAGAUCAAGGUGUGGCGCGAGACCGAGAAGAUCAAGGAAGAGGGCCGCAAGAUGAGGGAGGAGAGAGAGAGAGCUCUUCGACCUACACCCGUCGUCGCUAGCCCAGAGCCAGAGCCAGAGCCAGAGCCAGAACUCCCUACGCUAGGCGACUUCGAUACUACCGUCCGGAUCAAAUUCAGCAUCGCUGCCCGCCCGGACCUCACAACUACCGCUUCGCUCGUAUCGCUUCUAUCGCCAUUCGGUGCCAUCGAUGAUUCGUCCGUGGUUCUGUCCAUCAAGCCGCCGAAGAAAGCUCCAACAAAACCACCCAAGUACGGUACAGCCCUGGUGCCGUUUAAACGGAUUGGCGAUGCUUUUGCUGCGGUGUGCGCCAGUGGGAAGGCGGAGAGGGGGUUGAAGGGGGUUGAUAUCCGGUGGGUGGAUGAGAAGGAACCUCCGAUACUGGUGUGGUUGAAGAAGAUGGGAAAAUUGGGUUCAGAACCGACAUCUUCCUCAGGGGAUGAAGUCAAAGCAACUUUGCCACAGCAUCAGUCAAAGGCUGAUCCAUCAACGUUCGCUUCGUCGUUUCCUGAUAGUUUGCCUGAUGUCGCAGCUCCCAAGCUACCAUCUGUUUCUGGUUUAGGGUACGAAGAGAUGACGUUGAUGAGGCUCAGACAAGCGGAAAGGGACCGACUAGAGCGAGAGAUUAGAGAACAGGAAGCGGCCGACUAG
This is a messenger RNA of Pleurotus ostreatus (oyster mushroom), 1053 nucleotides long. RefSeq lists its product as uncharacterized. The coding region runs from base 1 to 1053 and encodes 350 amino acids. NCBI's taxonomy places the organism in Eukaryota, Fungi, Basidiomycota, Agaricomycetes, Agaricales, Pleurotaceae. Gene Ontology annotation, biological process: spliceosomal complex disassembly. The transcript has 5 exons. The record is from RefSeq and is a predicted model, not a curated record. Gene Ontology annotation, cellular component: spliceosomal complex.